AUGACGAAAACGAAGAAAGAUUAUGCCCCAGGAACCUCCGUUCUGGUCAAGAGUGCUACUUCUAAUGGCCAUGAGGUGGGUACGUUCAUUGAGGCGUUGAAUGACUCGGUCUGUAGCGUUGAGCUCCAGAGUGGCAGAAAUAUCACCGUGAGUUGGUGGUCCCUUCAAGAGAUUUCCGAAGGGCCAGCCGAACGUGGUGUAACUCGCUACGUGGAUUACAUUGCUCGUGUUGGAGCUUGGCGCGACAACCGUCGUUCGGAAAACUAUCGCCGCCAAUUCGACUUGGGGGAGCUUCAUCGUCGCCUUUUGGUCUCUGAUAGAGAACGUGAAGAGCUCCAUUGUCAGGUGAGGAGGUUGGAGGAGAGGGUGAUUCAGUUGGACAACCGGUGCCAGCAGCUGGAGGACUUCUUGCGCGAAAGCAACCUUCCCAGUGGGUUUUAG
Seminavis robusta is the source of this 441-nucleotide messenger RNA. The record is from the annotation of a GenBank genome assembly. NCBI's taxonomy places the organism in Eukaryota, Bacillariophyta, Bacillariophyceae, Naviculales, Naviculaceae.